Molecule: messenger RNA, 3283 nt
Organism: Nerophis ophidion (straightnose pipefish)
Lineage: Eukaryota; Metazoa; Chordata; Actinopteri; Syngnathiformes; Syngnathidae
Gene: actn2b
Product: actinin, alpha 2b
Exons: 21
Coding region: 95-2800 (901 amino acids)
Biological process (GO): muscle cell development; actin cytoskeleton organization
Cellular component (GO): cortical actin cytoskeleton; Z disc; cell junction
Molecular function (GO): calcium ion binding; actin filament binding
Source: RefSeq, a predicted model, not a curated record
ACUAAUGUUCGCGCGUCCCAGCAUGCAGACGUCAGUCAGGUCGGGGACAAGAAGGACAGGUGCGCACCUUACACCUUUUACCUGAAGAGCAGACAUGAUGACGAUGAAGGUGAGCCGCAUGGAGGGCACGAUGCACUACGGCAACGGCCUGGAGGACGAGGAGCAGGACUACAUGAUCCAGGAGGACGAGUGGGACCGGGACAUGUUGCUGGACCCCGCCUGGGAGCAGCAGCAGAGGAAAACCUUCACCGCCUGGUGUAACUCCCACCUGAGGAAAGCCGGCACACAAAUUGAAAACAUCGAAGAAGACUUAAGGAACGGACUCAAACUCAUGCUGCUUCUGGAAGUUAUCUCAGGUGAGCGGUUACCCAAGCCUGACCGAGGGAAGAUGCGCUUUCACAAGAUCGCCAACGUCAACAAAGCCCUGGAGUUUAUCACAAGCAAAGGAGUCAAACUGGUGUCCAUCGGAGCUGAAGAGAUUGUGGACGGCAACGUAAAGAUGACGCUGGGAAUGAUCUGGACCAUUAUCCUCCGCUUUGCCAUUCAGGAUAUUUCUGUUGAAGAAACAUCGGCCAAAGAAGGCCUCCUCUUGUGGUGCCAGAGAAAGACCGCCCCCUACAGGAAUGUCAAUGUGCAGAACUUCCAUGUCAGCUGGAAGGACGGCCUGGCCUUCUGCGCCCUGAUUCACAGACACAGACCCGACCUCCUGGACUACUCUAAGCUCAGCAAGGAUGAUCCUAUGGGGAACCUAAACCUGGCCUUUGACUUAGCGGAGAAGCACCUGGACAUUCCCAAAAUGCUUGAUGCUGACGACAUCAUCAACACCCCGAAGCCUGACGAAAGAGCCAUCAUGACCUACGUGUCCUGCUUCUAUCACGCCUUUGCCGGCGCAGAGCAGGCAGAGACGGCGGCUAACAGGAUCUGUAAGGUGCUGGGGGUCAACCAAGAGAACGAGAAGAUGAUGGAGGAGUACGAGAGACUGGCCAGCGAGCUGCUAGAGUGGAUCCGCCGCACCACUCCCUGGCUGGAGAACCGCAGCCCGGAGAAGAGCAUGGGACAAAUGCAGAGGAAGCUGGAGGACUUCCGGGACUACAGGCGCCAGCAUAAACCCCCCAAGGUGCAGGAGAAGUGCCAGCUGGAGAUCAACUUCAACACGCUGCAGACCAAGUUGCGCAUCAGCAACCGUCCUGCAUUCAUGCCCUCCGAGGGCAAGAUGGUGUCUGACAUUGCCACGGCUUGGCAAGGCUUGGAGCAUGCGGAGAAGGGAUACGAGGACUGGCUCCUCACCGAGAUCCGCAGGCUGGAGAGACUGGACCACCUGGCCGAAAAGUUCCGGCAAAAAGCCAGCAGUCAUGAAAACUGGGCCGGCGGCAAAGAAGUGCUUCUCUCCCUGAAGGAUUACGAAACAGCCACCCUGAAAGAAAUAAAGGCACUGCUGCGAAAACAUGAGGCCUUUGAGAGCGACUUGGCAGCCCACCAGGACCGUGUGGAGCAGAUUGCCGCCAUUGCACAGGAGCUGAAUGAGCUGGACUACCAUGACGUGGCGGCUGUGAAUCAACGCUGCCAGAGCAUCUGCGACUUGUGGGACAGGCUGGGAACGCUCACCCAAAAAAGGAGAGAGGCUCUGGAGCGCACAGAUAAGCUGCUGGAGACCAUCGAUCAGUUGUUCCUGGAGUUUGCUAAGCGCUCGGCGCCUUUCAACAACUGGAUGGAGGGCGCCAUGGAGGACCUGCAGGACAUGUUUAUGGUGCACGCUGUGGAGGAAGUCCAGAGUCUAAUUGCGGCUCACGAGCAGUUCAAAGCCACUCUCCCAGAGGCGGAUGCUGAGCGACAGGCCAUCUUGGGAAUUCACAAUGAGGUGCAGAAAAUCUCCCAGAGCUAUGGGAUCAGGGCUAACAUUAUCAACCCCUACAGCAGCCUCACCACUGACGAGCUCCUCAGCAAAUGGGAGAAGGUCAAGAAGUUGGUUCCUCAGAGGGACAGUGCCUUGCAGGAAGAGAUGGCACGCCAGCAUUCCCAUGAAAGGUUGAGGCGGCAGUUUGCUGCCCAGGCUAACCUCAUUGGACCCUGGAUCCAGACCCGGAUGGAGGAAAUCGGACGCUGUGCCCUGGAGAUUGGGGGCACCCUGGAGGACCAGAUGACCAAACUGAAGCAGUGCGAGCACGUCAUCGUGGCUUACAAGCCCAACAUGGACAAGCUGGAGGGAGACCACCAGCUCAUCCAGGAGUCGCUGGUGUUUGACAACAAGCACACAAACUACACCAUGGAGCACAUCCGCGUGGGCUGGGAGUUGCUCCUCACCACCGUCGCCCGCACCAUCAACGAGAUCGAAACCCACAUCCUGACCCGUGACGCCAAAGGCAUCAGUCAGCAGCAGAUGAAGGAAUUCCGAUCUUCCUUCAACCACUUCGAUCGGAAAAAGAACGGAGCCAUGGAGACGGAUGACUUCCGAGCCUGCCUCAUCUCCAUGGGCUACGAUCUGGGCGAGGUGGAGUUUGCCCGCAUAAUGAUCCUGGUGGACCCCAACGGGACCGGAAUCGUCUCUUUCCAGUCUUUUAUCGACUUCAUGACCAGAGAAACUGCCGAUACCGACACCGCGGAUCAGGUUGUGGCAUCCUUCCGCAUCCUGGCUUCUGACAAGCCGUACAUCCUGGUGGAGGAGCUGAGGAGAGAGCUUCCUCCCGAGCAAGCGGAGUAUUGCAUCAUGAGGAUGCCGCCAUACACCGGCCAUGGAGGGCCACCGGGGGCGCUAGACUACACCGCUUUCUCCACCGCUCUUUACGGAGAGAGCGACCUUUAAUCCUCGCAGCGUGGUCCCUCCUGCCAGUUGUUGGUGUAUGCCGUGCAGGGAAGCUUCAAUUGUGUUGAAAUGUGUGUGUUGAUUUGUGAAAGAGAGGCUGAAUUGACAGAAUAGUUGAACAAGCAUGCAUUGUUUUAACCUGCCCUUGCAGUUACAUUUGCAGCAUUGGGUUGAAAAGUGACAUGUCACAAAGUAAAACAAUGACUGACAAAUUGCCCCAACUCAAACAAAAUAUUACCCACAAGUUAAGAAAAGUAAUGCAUUGAAUGUGACGUUUUCCUUUGUAACUGAAGAGCCCCUCGUAUUUGAAUAAAGUUAUGUGCUGAUGAAAUAUCUUUACCAUGCAUGUUACAAGCCUUUUCUUUAUCACACUCAUUCAUCCGACCAAUGGCCCCCAACGCAGCUGGAGGGGCCAUAUGUUACCUUUCUUUAGACCCCAAAGUAUUUAAGGAGCAACAAUGAAAUAAAUGGUAUUGAAAUCAA